Molecule: messenger RNA, 1146 nt
Organism: Rubroshorea leprosula
Lineage: Eukaryota; Viridiplantae; Streptophyta; Magnoliopsida; Malvales; Dipterocarpaceae
Source: the annotation of a GenBank genome assembly
AAAACAACCAGACAAUACCGGACCGGAUCUCUACAGCUCAAUUUACUAAAGAUUUCGACUUUAUAACCAAAGUCUCCAACUUUCUUUCCCCAAAGAACACCCGAAUCCAAUAUUCCACAAAAAUCUCUCUGCGAUGGCGCAAAAUCCAAAUCCCCAUCUGGGUCUCGCUCUAAUUGCGCUGUUCUUUCUUGCCCCCAUAAUCGAUUCCGUCUCUGUUUCCGAUUCUGAUCCUAACCCACCAACAGUUUACGAAAUCUUGCCCAAAUUCGGCCUCCCAGGCGGCCUUCUACCCAACUCUGUCACCAACUACACCCUCCAGAGCGACGGCAGGUUCACCGUGGAAUUGGAGAAGCCUUGCUAUGUGCAGUUUGAGUACUUGGUGUACUACGACAAGACCAUCACGGGGAAGCUCAGUUAUGGCUCCAUAACUGAGUUGGAAGGCAUUCAGGUGCAGCGAUUCUUCUUUUGGUUAGGUGUCGACGAGAUCAAGGUUGAUUUGCCGCCGUCCAAUUCGAUUUACUUCCAAGUCGGGUUUAUUAACAAGAAGCUUGACCUUGAGCAGUUCAAGACAGUGCAUUCUUGCCGUGAUGGAUUGAAGGGACCUUGCCGGGGUUCCUGGAAAUGGGUCCUUGAGCUUCCAACACCUACAGAAGACAUCCCAAUGCUAAUUACUGAGUAGCUGCGGUCAAGUGCAUCUGCAGCUUGGGAGAUAUAGUAUAGAAUGCAAGUUCUAUAUGAUAAUUUUCAGACUCACAAUUACGAGUCUGCAAAGCCUUACCGGAACAAGUUGGUUUAAGUAAAGUGUGCGUGUGUAUAUAUUCUCUAGCUUCUAGGUUCUAGCUAAUGUACCAAUCUAUCCUAUGUUUCGAGUCUACGUACUGAAGUAUGAAAUGAAGAACAAUUUCUGGCAGUCAUCUAUUGAUGAUGUUGCUUGUCUUCCUUCUCUGUUUCAUUAAGCUGCAAAAGCAGAUAUAGGAAAUUGUGUCACACCUAUUUACUGGACAAUAGAGCUGAAUAAUUGUUGUUGUCCUGACAUCAAACAUAUAGAUAUACAAUGUUUCAGGAGACUUACACUUUGUUUGGAUAGAAAAUAGUAAAGGGAAGGGAAAGGAGGGAAAUGAUGGAAAAUAAAAGGAAAUGGAGGGG